Molecule: messenger RNA, 734 nt
Organism: Humulus lupulus (European hop)
Lineage: Eukaryota; Viridiplantae; Streptophyta; Magnoliopsida; Rosales; Cannabaceae
Product: precursor of CEP9-like
Exons: 1
Coding region: 44-514 (156 amino acids)
Biological process (GO): root development; regulation of leaf morphogenesis; regulation of root development
Cellular component (GO): extracellular region
Molecular function (GO): hormone activity
Source: RefSeq, a predicted model, not a curated record
AAUUUUUCUCCUUUAUCUUAAAUUUCAUUUACCUUCAAGAGUGAUGGAAAGUGUCCAAUUACUCAUGUUGUUGAAAUGUUCUAUUGUUCUUGCACUUAUUUUUGCCUGUCAUGGAUUUCUGUCCGUACAGGGAAGGCCCAUCAAACGAAGCUUCAAUAAGAAUGAUAAUAUUAUUGGAGCCAACGAUGAAACAAAAACGACAGAGAUAGUUGGCCAAGUUAUCCCUGGUGGAGGGCUCCAAGUCCAAUCCAUUCCCUCAGAUGUUGAGACUCCUCCAGCUUCAGCAGCCAACCACUUCUCAGACGCCUUUCGACCAGCGAACCCAGGUGAGCACCCCGGGCCAGGAGUGCGAGCUUCCACUAAGACUACUAUUGCAAACGACAAUAAUAAUGGUGUUGUGAAACCGAACAAACAAAACGACGAACGACAUUUCGUUUCGGGUGACAAAGAGGAUUUUCGUCCCACAGCGCCGGGACACAGCCCUGGAGCUGGCCAUUCUCUUGGAAAUAAUUAAUCAGGUGGACGACGUGCACUGUCGUGUCGUCCAUGGAUUAUGCAUGAAAAAUAAUAUCACCAUGACACAGGUUCAUCUAAAAAUAAGUACAAAUUAGUAUUACUAUUAUAUUGAAACUAUGAUUAUUUUUAUUAGUCUAAGGUAAAAUUGCUUCAAAUGUCUAAGUGAUCACUAGCUAUGUAUAAUGUAAUAUAUAUGUACGUAAGUUGUCUAUAUGCUU